AUAGAUUUGCUAUUUCCACAUCAUGAAAAUGAAGAAGCUCAAUGCUGUGCAUACCAUAAUGUUGACGAUUGGGUCAAACAUUGGAUACAUACAGGACAUUUGCAUAUUGGAGAUAAUAUUAAAAUGUCAAAAUCGUUAAUGAACACCAUCAGUGUUAAAGAAUUACUUAAUUCAUAUACCGCUAAUCAAUUUCGAACAUUAUGUUUAUUAUCAAAUUACAAAAGUGAUUUGGAAUUUAAUGAUAGUACAAUGGACGUAGCAUGUGGAGUAUUAAAAAAAUUUGAUUCUUUCAUCGCCAAUUGUUAUGCUCAUUUAAAUACUUACAGCAGUAAACAUAUUCCUGAUAUUACAUUAUUAAAAAAAAUGUCUGAUAUUGAAAAUGAUAUAUUAAUCAAUUUAGCAGAUAAUUUUAAUACAUCGAAAACUUUAAAUUUACUUAUUGAGCUCAUUAACACAUUCAACAAAUUACUUACAGUGGACUUCAAUUUUAAUUGUUCAAACUUGGAAGUGAUUCAAGCGUUAAAUAUAGUAUUUAAAACAUUAGAGUCAUUUGGGAUCGAUUUAACUACAACUAAGUUCAAGUCUGAUGCUGAAAAUAGUUUAGUUAUUGAUGCCGCAGUAAAUUUUAGAGCAAAACUUAGACAGUUAGCAUUAGAAUCUAAGUCUGAAAUUAAUAAACAAGAUAUACUUAAACUUUGUGAUACUUUAAGGGAUGAACUUGCUGCAGCCAACAUUAUUGUUCAAGACUCAAAGUUAUCAUCAAUGUGGAGACAUGAAAAGUAACAAAAAUACAAGCCAAAAAAAAAAUUUGACUUGAGACUUAUACAUUUUCUGUUUACUAAAAGUAAUUAUUAAAUUUAUUUUUUUGUAGUUUUGGUAUGUUGUUUGGUUUUAUUUUUAAAUAUACAUUURAGUAAAAUAUGAUAAAAAAAUACUAUUAGCAACAAUUUAAUGAAUAUGKAAGCAUUUGUAUAAUUUAGA
Diuraphis noxia (Russian wheat aphid) is the source of this 981-nucleotide messenger RNA. It is a transcript of the gene CysRS-m, whose product is annotated as cysteine--tRNA ligase-like protein, mitochondrial. NCBI's taxonomy places the organism in Eukaryota, Metazoa, Arthropoda, Insecta, Hemiptera, Aphididae. The record is from RefSeq and is a predicted model, not a curated record. Gene Ontology annotation, molecular function: cysteine-tRNA ligase activity; ATP binding. Gene Ontology annotation, biological process: cysteinyl-tRNA aminoacylation. Gene Ontology annotation, cellular component: cytoplasm.